UGGAGGUCGAUACCGCGGCGGAGGACUGGAGAGAGAGAGGGAGAGAGAGAGAGAGAGAGAGAGAGAGUGCGUGCGUGAGUGAGGGGGACGGGAUUUCUGGGAGUUUGAGCGGGCACUGGCGGCAGAAGAGGAAUCUGGCAAGAGGGUCGGAAAAAGCGCACCUCGUAUGAAAAAAGGGCGGCGCUGGGAAGGUUGUAUUUUGAGAAGCGGGCAGCGCAGAGGGAUGCGCGAGAGGCGUGCUGAUUUGGAAGGCACGGUUUCUGCCCUGGCCUGCUCCCCCCUGUGAGCCACGGACAGGGGCCAUCGGAAUCGGACAGCGACCGCGAGGGUGAGGGAAUUGAUUCAGCCGUUCGGGUGUUUGGGUGUUGCGGGCGAUUGCGGUUCCAGGUCGCACGCGGGCUGUUCGGUCGUUUCUUUAUUUCCUUCCCCCUUCCCGAGGGCGAUGGAGAGCGAGAGAGACUGAAGGGCGUGUGAGUUGGACGUGUUACUGUGGCAGCGAGGGAAGGAGAGGAACACUUGUCUGGUUGUGGUGGUGAAAUGAUUUCCUUUGUAAGUGGGGUUGGUGGGUUUAAGUGAUCAUUAGAGUACAAUUAUUUAGGUCUGCGUAAUUGAAGGUUUUGGAGGAGUGGGAGCAGUGAAGUGAAACAAGAUUGUUGCUCCGUUAGAUGGCUGCUCGGAAGCCAAAGGGUACUCAUCACAUAGGGGCGUUGCAAUAAUGCGACAAGAUUCGUCUUGGUUGCUUUUUGCGGAGAACGUAUUGUUUUGUCCAAGAUCAAGGAGAUUUGUGGGUUUCUUUGCCAAGCGAUUCAAGUUCGGGAUGGGUGGUGGAAGCAUCACGGUGCAGGCUAGACGACAGGGUGCUGGGUGAUCGUUAAAGCUUAGUGCUGGAGAUUCUAGUAAGUAUUUGAGUGUCAAAGUCACGAUAUUCGAGUGGUACUAUCUAUACGCUCUUUCUUCUCUUCAAUCUUGACAACUUCAGCUCUGCCUUUCAGCCUGCGGUGCAUGUUGGGUCUUCUUUUCUACCUUGCAGCCACCCCUGUAGUACUUCUUUCAAACCUUCAAGUUUCCUCCUCCUGUUUCUGUAGAAGGGCGCUAGAUUUUCGAAGAAGAUGUAGAGGCACUCGAAAAGUGUUCGCGGAAUUUUUAUUUCACUUUCUUUUGUUUUAGUUUUUCGGUAUAUUCUUGCUUUAGUCAUCCGAAAAGUACAGAAUUCAUAUCCGUAACCGAAUAGAUCUGCCACAAAAAACGGUAUAAAAGAGAGAAUUUUGUUUAUGAUCGAGUGUGCACAUCACGAUGAGCAUGUGUGGUGAGGGCAACUUGAAGUAUCCUAUGGUGAUAACGCUUUGAGAUUGCAUGGGCGCCAUGGCAGCAGCGGGCGUUACAUCUCCAGCCCGUAUCAAGCUGAAGGAUCUGGUCGCUAUCGAUGGGCUUUCAUCGCAGGAUUAUAAGAUUGCUGUGGCAAGUUUGUCCCAGUCUCUCCGAAACUUCAAUGCGGCCAUCAUCCAAGUCCCUCAGCCUGAUGACGUGCUGCUGCGAUGUGUAUUGGAUUCAGUUCGUAUGUUCUUCCACUCGAAGCCGAUGGUUGGUGCAGAUAACGUUCGCGCGGAAGACCCUCAGAACUGGAAUCGUACAGCUGGUUAUUAUGCGGAACCACAACAUUUUCGCGAGGUGUUUGAUUACCGACCUGGGAGGAUGAAUGUGGAAGGGGCAGUUGUAACCGAGCUGCCUCCUACGGGCUUGCCUGAGCUAUUUGCCAUAUUGGGAAAUGCAACCCGAGUUUGCUUGGAUGCUAUUGCUUGCUCGCUGGAGAUGCGGAGCUUUUCGUUUACAGAUCUAUUGGAUAAUAUGCCUCUUAAGCCGGGGGAAAUGGCUACCUCAGUGCUAUCAAGUUGCUGUCACAACAGGCCUGGAGCUCACCACCCAGCUAAUUUAUUGACAAGUGAGCAAGGGGCGCUUCAAUUGUACGAAGAGGACGCAGAUAAAGGAUUGCUGACGUUAAUGAAGUCUGACAAGCCCGGCCUUCAGAUAAGAGAUCUACAGGGUCGGUGGUUUGUUGUAGACGCAGACUUGGGUCCCCAGGACAUGAUUUUGUACACUGGAACGUCACUGUAUCAAGCCACUGGAGGGUACCUUAGUCCGUCUUUUCAUCGAACAGACAACAAUGCGGACCUUAGUCAGGCACAAGGUUCAAUACAUCUUGGUCGUUGCACGGUGGCUUUCAAACUGAUGCCCCGUGCGACUGCCAUCUUGCAUUGCUCGGCGAUGACUGCUGCAGGGCAUGCUAUAGGAAGUCCUUUCCAGCAUCCUGUGGCUGUCCAUGAUUUUAUGCAACGAACUCAAACCAUGGAUCAGCUUUUGGCUCGACCUGGUGUUCCAACCUUUUCAUUUACAGCUCCAGUCGAAGUUUUUGUUCCCGCUACAUCUCAAUUGAAGGCAGCAAUGAAGCGGAAGAAGCAAGUGUCUAGAGGGAAGCCACUUGCUCCAUCAAAACGUUUACGGCUGGAAGCUCAGCGUGUACUGAAGGAACGAGUUCAAGAGAUUGCAGACGCUAAGGGCCUGAAGAUCCGAUACUGCAACUUGAAGGAGUGCGAGGAGCAGCACCUGAACGCAGCGCAGAGUCCGUGUGGACACCUGCGAGAGGCGAUGAAUUGGCCUGUGGGUGUUCCAUUUGUUCACCCUCAUGACCUGCCUAACAAAGCAAAGCAGGCUUUUCUGGAAGCAUACGAACCUGGGUGGUCAGCGAACCAGGAUAGUGAACUAGGAAUGGUGGAAGUAGUCCAAGACCAACAUGGUCAGAUGCUUCCUUUGACAGGAGCAGUGCAUGUUGGUGGUGAGGAGCAGCGGAUUCCCUCGAAGAUGAUGGUGAUGGAGGAUCAACGGUUCGCUUUGAAGACGGUAUUCGAUUAUUUGCGUGCGAAAGGAAAGCCCGUGCCUACAGGAAAGCCUCAGGUGGUUGGACACAAAGUGGACAUUAGUGGAUUGGCAAAAGCAGCCUUUGAAGCAGGAGGGCGCGCUCAGUUUGAUGCAGAAGGUGGGUUUCAGCGAUUCAUCGAAGUUCACUUCCAGCUAGAAAUUGCGCCAGAGCGGGAUAAGGAGAGGGCUCUGGAGCGGCUGAAAAAGUUGUAUGACCAAGUUUUGUCUGAUUAUGUUGAAGACUUGGUUGCGUCCACGCAUGCCAGCAAUCCAGUUGUAUGAACGAAACAAGUUGAGAAGCUUGGAAAUUUCACGGUUUUAUGAUCAGCUGCCUUUGUACCUUGGAGCAACUGAUAACUAAGGCGUGGAGGUCGUCUUUUUGUCAUGAUAUUCCCCAUGACAUUCAUCACUUCAUUGUGCAUCAAUGAUUGGGAUCGGUGUUGAAGGAUGAUCCGGAAGUGCACUUUGCUGUUGAGAAAACCCUACGCGGAUGAUCCAGGAAAUGUAGAGACCGAGUUAGGUAAAGCUGAUUCCCAUACCACAGUGCUACGAUUGUGGUGCGUUAUUGGCGCAGUGUUCUAUUAGCACAUUGUUACGAAUACUUGUACAGACGCGCUUUCUGGUAAGAUGAAGUCGAAGGAUGAUGAUAUCGUGCAAGAAUCUUAGGUUUAGAUCACCGAAUUGGCAAGCCUAUACUGUUACGUUGCUUCCCGUCAGCACACUAAUUUAUCUUCUAUGUGAUCUUUGUUCCUGCGGA
Molecule: messenger RNA, 3670 nt
Organism: Physcomitrium patens
Lineage: Eukaryota; Viridiplantae; Streptophyta; Bryopsida; Funariales; Funariaceae
Molecular function (GO): DNA binding
Source: RefSeq, a predicted model, not a curated record